Hibiscus syriacus is the source of this 722-nucleotide messenger RNA. Its product is annotated as succinate-semialdehyde dehydrogenase, mitochondrial-like. The record is from RefSeq and is a predicted model, not a curated record. Gene Ontology annotation, molecular function: succinate-semialdehyde dehydrogenase (NAD+) activity. NCBI's taxonomy places the organism in Eukaryota, Viridiplantae, Streptophyta, Magnoliopsida, Malvales, Malvaceae. The coding region runs from base 341 to 664 and encodes 107 amino acids. The transcript has 8 exons.
AAUGUCGCCGCCUCCCAUUUACCUCGCAUGCAUCAUCCCUCCGGCGUCUGCCAGACGAGUGGUGCAGCCUGGGUUAAGAAUUCCACCAUAUUCCGAAGCCAUGGUCUCAUUGGUGGCCAAUGGGUUGCUGCCCAUGAUGGAAAGACUUUUCAGGUUAACAAUCCUUCAACGGGGGAAAUCAUAGCCUAUGUCCCCUUUAUGGGAAGACGGGAAACAAAUGACGCCAUUUCUUCUGCAUACCAAGCUUUUAAUUGGAGCAAAAGUCAUUCUUGGAGGUAAAAGACAUAACCUUGGAAUGACUUUCUAUGAGCCCACAGUUGUUACUGAUGUCUAGAGUGACAUGCUAUUAGCAAGAGAGGAAAUAUUUGGACCCGUGGCCCCUCUUUUGCGGUUCAAAACUGAGGAAGAAGCUAUCCGCAUUGCAAACGACACCAAUGCAGGGCUAGCUGCGUACAUAUUUACAAACAAUGUUCGACGAACAUGGCAUAUCUCAGAAGCUCUUGAGUAUGGGGUUGUUGGUGUUAAUGAAGGAAUCAUUUCGACUGAGGUGGCACCAUUUGGAGGUUUCAAACAGUCUGGUCUCGGGCGAGAAGGUUCCAAGUAUGGGAUAGAUGAAUAUCUUGAACUCAAAUACGUGUGCUUGGGAGAUAUUAACAGAAACUGAAAUGCAAGGUGUACUCGGUUGCCUGUUUAUGAUACAAGCCUGGAACUCGAAACUGUAC